CUGGGGCUACAAAUACCGCUGCGAACCCCUCCCCGCUGCUCCAGAGCUGAUCAAUCAUUUUCUGCAUUCUAUCUGCAAUUCUCCAUUGGAACUCGAAAACUGCGAAGUCUGCAACAAGGUGUGGUAUACUUUGUAUUCAUAGCAGCGAAACCUCUACCUGCGCGAAGCACGCUUCUCCCCUCCGAGUGCUACUCCUAUAAAGGGGCUCUUCUCUAGCCCAUCGUAUCUGGCCUCGUACCAUUUCAAAAUGCCGUCCUUCGUCGCCCCCUGCUCCCCCCAGGCCCAGGGGCCCGUCGCCCGCCCACCGCUCGAUGACGAGUGGUACGUGAUGGAGCGUUAUGCCGCCCACGCCUCACACUGUGCUCCAUGUGCCCAUCCUUACACAACACUCCGAACCGGCCAGUCUCUUUGCGCACGCGGCGCUCGCCAUGUCACCAACAUGGCUCAAUAUGUCUACACCCACAACGGCAAAGCCUACUCCGUCGCGGCGAAAAACCGCGGUCUUGUCCACGAAAUCGAAAUCCCAGCCAACUUUGAGGCUGUCUCUGAAUUGAUGCGUGCACUUGAGUACGGCCUCAAGAUUAAGAAAGCACAGGCUCGCGUUGUCGUCCACGACCAACGAAGUGACGCUGAGCAAGGACCUGCAACGCCCGUUACCCCAGCGGGCCCCCAGAUGCUUGAAACGCCUGUCGCGAUGCAACCUGGUAAUCGUGACGAUUCUAAGGCUCUUACGAUCCAGCAAACCAAGGCCAUUCAGAAGCGCCCCGACGAUGGCAACUUGCGCGGCACCUUGUACAAAGAAGACUUGUCUGUCAAGCCUCUCGAAAAGCACUACACUGGUCCUCGAAUCAAGACUCCUCAUCAGUAUCUCCGAUGAAUUAGUUCGGGGUCACAUUCGAACGCGACACUCUUCAAUUUCAAGACGCCAAACAUAUUUUCUUAUAGCGUUCCUGGCUAUUGUGGGAUUGAUCCAAGAACUUUUAUCAACAGCUUUACGCUCUAAUCAAAAGAAUAUUCCGGGCAACCGACGCCAAUUUUUUUUCCGUUCCGGCAAAAAUUCCCUUAUUUGGCAAGGCGGUUAGUUUGCUUUGGUGGCGAGCUGGAAUGAUCACGUCCGCCUGAAUGCGCUUUUCGCUCGGUCACAUGUGGGGGGGUUGUUUGGAGGCACCGUCUAUAACCCUGACCCCAAGGAGAGAAAUUGAUGAGAAGGUCCGGAACAGAGAAAAGUUCCAGACAAGGGAAGAAGAAUAAAGAGAGACAAGAAAGAGGAGACUUGUCUUUUGCAGCAUAUUUUGCCAACAUUGUUGCUUGUUACAUUGUGCUGCUCUUGUUAAUGUCCAGAUACCUACUUGUACUUUUAUGUACCAUACGCUGUGUAUAUUAU
This is a messenger RNA of Coccidioides posadasii C735 delta SOWgp, 1384 nucleotides long. RefSeq lists its product as uncharacterized. Lineage: Eukaryota; Fungi; Ascomycota; Eurotiomycetes; Onygenales; Onygenaceae. The record is from RefSeq and is a predicted model, not a curated record.